Molecule: messenger RNA, 777 nt
Organism: Colletotrichum phormii
Lineage: Eukaryota; Fungi; Ascomycota; Sordariomycetes; Glomerellales; Glomerellaceae
Exons: 1
Coding region: 300-653 (117 amino acids)
Source: RefSeq, a predicted model, not a curated record
GCAAUAGUCAAUGUGUUCACCGUCAACGUCUGUGCUGAAUGCGAAAUACUUGGCCGGUAAUCACCAAAUAUCACUUGGGGGGGUUGAGAUCGGAGUUAGGAUAGAUUCGCUUCAUCUCGAAAGCAACAUGAGAUGAACGCUAUGGGUCCGCUAUUUCCUGACCUCAACUUUACCCCUAAACCUAGAGGCACAGACUCGGUAUCAUGGACGACAACGGGGAAACAACCAAUUUAGGGUUCAUCCGAGGACGAGGUUCCGUACUUGGACUGACUGGCAGCUAAGAUGGAGGAGGUCUGAAAAUGAACUACCUACCUACCUCAAGAGGAUCAUUUGUGCCUCGCAAGCAUGACGGCACGGAGUUGAGUCCAAUCCAAUCAGAGACCAUGAAUAAUAACGGACAAGGAGCGAGUGCUCUUUACUCGGCAAAAAGUUUCCCCCAAAAUAGGAUGGCCAGUAUGCAUCAACCGCAGGCAACAUUCAUGUUUACGCCAUCGAGCAAUCUCACGAUAUCUAGAACAAAACUUCAAAAACAUACAACACCAGGUAUUCGCUGGUCGUCACCGACCCAACUACUAAUCCGGCCCUCAUUGGCUUAUCUAUGGGAGAGCGGACGGGAUCCCGAGUUUUCCAAUGGGUAUGGUCGUAUGUGGUAGUUCAAGCUACUCAGACGGGAUAUGAUGAUCAUACUGACAGCCGUCAUUGUGACAACCACAAUAGUGCUCACGCUCGUAGCUCGUUACUUUGAGCCAAUUAAUAUAGAAAUUAUCUUUAUCAAAA